AUGACCGAUGCGGCACCACGCGUGCUCUUCUGUGAAGGUGAACAAGCUUCACAAAGCAUCGACUUUCGAUUGUACAGUCUUCUCUUUGAUGCAAACAAAAUUGAAGUGCGUCCAAUGGAAGGAGGUUGUGAAGGUGUCAGAGUGAAAACAAAACCCGCUCAAAGUGCUAGUGAAGUGCUUCGUUCGCCGCGUCAUUACUUUGGUAUACGCGACCGCGAUCGAAACUUCGGUAUUGCACAGAGAUUUAUUGUUAUUUUACCUAUUGCCGAAAUUGAAAAUUUAUUUUGGGUACCGAAACUAUGGCCGCUCUUCCAUAAAAUGCUGAAGGCAUUAGGAAAGAAUGUAUCAGAAGAUCAUGUUCGACAAAAGAAAAACGAAUUUUGGAACAAAUUUCGUUCACUAUUGAAAACGCGUAUGUACUAUUAUAUGUCUGAAUACGCCCAAGAUCAUUACAAAAAUCUCCAUCAAGAGAAACAGCCCCGCAAAAACCAGCGAAACGAUCGAAUACGGGACCACAAAGACAAUCCGGAAGAAAUUCAUCAGAUCAUGAAUAAAUAUUAG
This is a messenger RNA of Didymodactylos carnosus, 561 nucleotides long. Lineage: Eukaryota; Metazoa; Rotifera; Eurotatoria; Philodinida; Philodinidae. The record is from the annotation of a GenBank genome assembly.